AUGUAUCAACUUUUUGAAAAAUAUAUCACCAAUUUUCCUAUAGGAAAGUCCAAUUUUUUGUGGAUCUAUCCUGGCAUUUUAAUAUAUGGAACAAUAAUCAACACUCUGGUGUUUAGUCCGGAUUCAUUGGAUAAGCAGAAAAAUACACAUUAUUUAUUGGAACCAGGUAAUAUAAUUAAUAAAAUAUUUGCGUACAAUGGUAACAAAGUAUUUUUAACAUUAUUCCUUUCGAUAAUGUUUAUCAAGAUAUGGUAUAGAAAAACAAAACAACUGCUAUAUUGCUUACCGACCGCAAAUAACGUGAGCUUGGAGGAUUACAAUAGCAACGAAAAGGCAGAUAUAUUAAGAAUAAUUAAGGAGUACUUAAUAAAACUUUUAUUAAAAUAUUUUGUCCUUUACAUUUUAUUUUUUAUCAUAGACCAUGUUUUCAUUUUAACCGGAGGCACGUGUUCUGUUGGUAAUGGUAGUGUAAAAGAUGCUCUGGAAUGCAAGGAUACAUAUGGUGGUGAAUGGAGGGGUGGAUUUGAUAUUAGUGGUCAUUUUUGCUUUCUAACGAAUCUUAGUCUAAUUUUUUGGUUUGAAAUUAGAGAUUUUAGUCAAAUUUUGCAAGAAAAUUGGAAACCAUGGCUGAUUUUAAAGUGCUUAAUUAUUAGUGUUUUAAGUGUCUGGAUUGUAAUUCUAUCUAUUACAGCCAUUUAUUACCAUACCUUGUGGGAAAAAAUACUGGGUGUUUUGUUUGGGUAUGGGUGUCCAACAGUAAUGUAUUUAUUAGUGCCCAAAUACAAUAAAAAGAUUGGUUCAUUUUUGUACGAAUGA
Saccharomycodes ludwigii is the source of this 816-nucleotide messenger RNA. RefSeq names its product Yft2p (gene YFT2). The record is from RefSeq and is a predicted model, not a curated record. NCBI's taxonomy places the organism in Eukaryota, Fungi, Ascomycota, Saccharomycetes, Saccharomycodales, Saccharomycodaceae. The transcript has a single exon. Gene Ontology annotation, biological process: phospholipid biosynthetic process; lipid droplet organization; lipid storage. The coding region runs from base 1 to 816 and encodes 271 amino acids. Gene Ontology annotation, cellular component: endoplasmic reticulum membrane.